AGUCAUGAGUUAGUAUAAAAGUUCUAAGCAUAUAUUUUAAAAAAAAUGAAGACUUUGAGGAAUGGGAAGGAAAUUAACAAGGAAAAAAUUGAGGAAAGUUCAAUGGAAGGAAGAUAGAUUUAUUUAAUACCUAAACCUUUAGCCACAUGAUGUCGCUGUCCACCGCAAGGUAUUUCUUCACCAGAGGAGAAAUACAGCUUUCAUUACGUAGUAAGAUGCUGCUUUUCCUCACCAUCUGUGAAAUACGGGCAUGGAAUGAUUAUUUAUGAAAUGAGGAAUAAGGAACUAAAAGUAUUUUCAAAUUUUUGAUCGUUGCAAAAGCGACCCAAUACUUGGAAAACGCUUGCAAUGGUACUUUCCUGGAGAGAAGGUCAGGGAGACUGCCGACUACUGCUUUCGGUAAUGCUUCUCCUAUUCUGGGAGGCCGGGAGAGGCCAGGUCCACUACUCGGUCUCCGAGGAGGCCAAACACGGCACCUUCGUGGGCCGCAUCACGCAGGACCUGGGACUGGAACUGGCAGAGCUGGUGCCGCGCUUGUUCCGGGUGGCGUCCAAAGACCGCGGGGAUCUUCUGGAGGUAAAUCUGCAGAAUGGCAUUUUGUUUGUGAAUUCUCGGAUCGACCGGGAGGAGCUGUGCGGGCGGAGCGCGGAGUGCAGCAUCCACCUGGAGGUGAUCGUGGACCGGCCGCUGCAGGUGUUCCACGUGGAGGUGGAGGUGAAGGACAUUAACGACAACCCGCCUGUGUUCCCUCUCAGAGAACAAAAGCUGCUGAUUUCUGAAUCUAAACAACCUGACUCUCGUUUUCCUCUAGAGGGAGCUUCUGAUGCGGAUAUAGGAGAGAAUGCUCAAUUGACCUACAGACUAAGUAAAAAUGAGUACUUUUCUUUAGAAUUACCAAUAAAUAGUAAGCCGACUAAAAAACUGUCACUUACGUUAAAGAAGUCUUUAGACAGAGAGAAAACUCCGGAAUUUAAUUUACUACUGACGGCUGCAGAUGGAGGGAAACCGGAGCUCACUGGCACUGUUCAACUCUUCAUCCGCGUCUUGGAUAUUAACGACAAUGAUCCGGAAUUUGAACAAUCAGAAUACAAGGUGAGACUGAUGGAAAACGCAGCUAAAGAAACUCUUGUGAUACAGUUAAAUGCCACAGAUCAAGAUGAAGGAGUCAACGGGGAGGUGACAUACUCCUUAAUGUCAAUUAAGCCCAAUGGAAAACCUUUAUUUACACUCGAUGAAAAUAACGGAGAAGUGAAGGUCAAUGGAACUUUAGACUAUGAAGAAAACAAGUUUUAUGAAAUUGAAGUACAGGCCACAGAUAAGGGGAAUCCCCCAAUGGCAGGUCACUGCACAGUCUGGGUUGAAAUCUUAGAUGCCAAUGAUAACGCCCCUGAAAUCACUGUCACUUCCCUGUCUCUACCAGUACGAGAGGACACUCAGCCAAGCACUGUCAUUGCGCUGAUCAGUGUAUCUGAUCGAGACUCUGGCGACAAUGGACAGGUAACCUGCUUUCUAACGCCCAACGUCCCCUUCAAGAUUGUGUCCACGUUCAAGAACUACUAUUCACUAUUGCUGGACGGCAGCCUGGACCGUGAGAGCGUGUCUGUCUAUAAGUUGGUGGUGACAGCGCGGGACGGGGGCUCGCCUUCGCUGUCGGCCACCGCCAGCGUGUCCGUGGAGGUGGCCGACGUGAACGACAACGCGCCCGCGUUCGCGCAGCCCGAGUACACCGUGUUCGUGAAGGAGAACAACCCGCCCGGCUGCCACAUCUUCACCGUGUCGGCGCGAGACGCGGACGCGCAGGAGAACGCGCUGGUGUCCUACUCGCUGGUGGAGCGGCGGGUGGGCGAGCGCGCGCUGUCGAGCUACGUGUCGGUGCACGCGGAGAGCGGCAAGGUGUACGCGCUGCAGCCGCUGGACCACGAGGAGCUGGAGCUGCUGCAGUUCCAGGUGAGCGCGCGCGACGCGGGCGUGCCGCCCCUGGGCAGCAACGUGACGCUGCAGGUGUUCGUGCUGGACGAGAACGACAACGCGCCUGCGCUGCUGCCGCCCGGGCCAGGCGGGGGACCCAGCGCGGUGAGCCAGGUGGUGUCGAGGUCCGUGGACGCGGGCCACGUGGUGGCGAAGGUGCGCGCGGUGGACGCGGACUCGGGCUACAACGCGUGGCUGUCGUACGAGCUGCAGCCGGCGGCGGGUGGCGCGCGCAGCCCGUUCCGCGUGGGGCUGUACACCGGCGAGAUCAGCACGACGCGCGCCCUGGACGAGGCGGACGCGCCGCGCCAGCGCCUGCUGGUGCUGGUGAAGGACCACGGCGAGCCGGCGCUGACGGCCACGGCCACCGUGCUGCUGUCGCUGGAGGACAGCGGCCAGGCGCCCAAGGCCUCUUCGCGGGCGUUGUCUGGCGCGGCUGGCGCAGAGACGGCGUUAGUGGAUGUGAACGUGUACCUGAUCGUCGCCAUCUGCGCGGUGUCCAGCCUGUUGGUGCUCACGCUGCUGCUGUACACGGCGCUGCGGUGCUCGGCGCCGCCCAGCGAGGGCGCGUGCGGGCCGGGGAAGCCCAGGCUGGUGUGCUCCAGCGCGGUUGGGAGCUGGUCUUACUCGCAGGAGAGGCGGCAGAGGGUGUGCUCUGGGGAGGGACUGCCCAAGACCGACCUCAUGGCCUUCAGUCCUAGUCUUCCAUCUGGUCCCAUUAGUGGAGACAGGGAAGAGCAGCUGGAUGUGGAGACUGAUCUUCCUACCAAAGUGAGUAAUUUUAAAAAAUCCUUUCAAAAAUGUCUUUGUUCUUAAUUCACUAUUUCUGCUUCUUCAGAAGCAUUUUUACCAGUAAUUCGUCUUGUUUCUGGCAGUAGACUUUUCCAUGUAUUGGUUUUGUGGUUAAAAUGUUUGAAUUUCUUGUGACUAAUGAAUGAUUUUGAAGCAAAUCAGCAAUAAGUUGUGAGUACCAUACUUGCCAGUGUUUAAAAAUCGCUGGAGGAUUAUUAUAUUGCUAAAAGUCUGGAUAGAAAAAUAUAUAUAUUUUCCAGGAUACUUUACAUUGUUUACAAUAUUUGACUUAAAUGUGGUAUACUAAUACCUGCACAAUGCUUCAAUAGCUAAUGAUACUUUUCAUUUGAAAUUUGGAGUAGACGUUAGUCCAAAUGUCACUGACUCUUAUAGUUUUUUUUUUAAACCUGUUGUCUCCUAUAGAUCCCCUUUACUCAUUUAUCUAUUUAUUUGGAUUCUCAUUUCUUCUUUCUACUUGAACAUGAUGUUUUGAUUUUUGUUUUCACAUUUUGCAAUACUCGGUAUUGUUUCUAGUUUUCCAAUUGGGUAAAAAAGCUAGAAUAGUAAAUUUAUUGCUUUUAGAAUUGUAUCUUUUUCAUCUUCAGUUCCUUACUACUUUUUAUUUACUUAAUUACUUAUUAUUUACUUAAUAAGCAUUAAGAAAUCAACAGGAAGUGAAAUUUUAAUGCUCCCUUUAGUAUAUCAUCAUUUAGAAAAUGUUGCUUUUGGAAGAGUAUUAGUCUUGUUAAGAACUAUUAUUUUCUACCUGCACAGUGUUGGAAAAAUACUGUACAUCUCAUUUAAAAGCCAUUCCACUAGCAAAACUUAUUGUCAUUAAUCCUUUUUACAUACAGUAUUAAGGAUGCUAAUAUCCAAAAAGUUCAAUGUCAUUACUGGUGACCUUC
Messenger RNA from Odocoileus virginianus texanus, 3665 nucleotides. NCBI's taxonomy places the organism in Eukaryota, Metazoa, Chordata, Mammalia, Artiodactyla, Cervidae. The record is from RefSeq and is a predicted model, not a curated record.